This is a messenger RNA of Fundulus heteroclitus (mummichog), 1625 nucleotides long. Its product is annotated as keratin, type I cytoskeletal 13. The coding region runs from base 77 to 1447 and encodes 456 amino acids. NCBI's taxonomy places the organism in Eukaryota, Metazoa, Chordata, Actinopteri, Cyprinodontiformes, Fundulidae. Gene Ontology annotation, molecular function: structural molecule activity. The record is from RefSeq and is a predicted model, not a curated record. The transcript is spliced from 7 exons.
GAUCCUCCUCUCCUCACUUCUCUCCUGCCCCUGAGAAGACAGACCGACAGGCACCUACUCCUCAUCAUUCUUCAUCAUGGCAACAAUGAUGUACUCCUCCUCCUCCUCCUCCCGGAGCUCCAUGGGCGGGGGCAUGGGUCUGGGCUCCUUUGGCUCUGACCGUGGCCUGAGCUCAUACAGUGUGGCUGGGGGAGCAGGUGGCGGCAGCAUUCGGGUUUCCCGGGCCAGCCGGUCCUUCUCUGCCGGUGGCGGCGGCGCAGGGUUCGGCUAUGGAGGAGGAGCAGGUGCAGGUUUUGGUGGGGGUGCAGGUUUUGGUGGGGGUGCAGGCUUUGGUGGGGGUGCAGGUUUUGGUGGGGGUGCAGGCUUUGGUGGGGGCUCAGCACUCGCAGGGGGUUUCGGGAGUAACGAUGAAAGUGUCGUUGGCAACGAGAAGUUUGCCAUGCAGAACCUGAACGACCGCCUGGCUACCUACCUGUCCAAGGUGGCGGCGUUAGAGAAGGCCAACACCGAAUUGGAGCUGAAGAUCCGGCAGUUUGCAGAGGACAAGGUCAGCCCAGCCGGCAGGGACUACAGCGCCUUCUACGUCACCAUCGCAGAGCUUCAGGGCAAGAUCCAGGACGCCCUCAUCGCCAGAGGCACCGUGAUGCUGAGUGUCGACAAUGCCAAACUCGCCCAGGAAGACUUCAGGAUGAAGUAUGAGAACGAGCUGUCCAUGCGCCAGUCGGUGGAGGCCGACAUCGCGGGGCUGAAGAUGCUGCUAGCUGAAAUAAACAUGACCAAGGGUGACCUGACCAUGCAGAUCGAAAGCCUAAAGGAUGAGCUGGUGUCCAUGAGGAAGAACCACGAGGAGGACCUCCUCUCCAUGCGCACCCAGGUGGGCGGCCAGGUAAACGUGGAAGUCGACGCCGCUCCUCAGGAGGAUCUCACGAAAAUCAUGGAGGAGAUCAGAGAACACUACGAAGCUGUCGCCGCCAAAAACCGCAAAGAGCUUGAAGGCUGGUUCCAGUCCAAGACAGAGACGCUCACAAAGGAGGUGGAGACCACAGAGAUGACGUUGAAGACGACCUCAUCAGAGGUGAAGGAGGUGAAGAGUCAGCUUCAGGCUCUGGAGAUCGAGCUCCAGUCUCAGCUCAGCAUGAAAGCCUCUGUUGAAGCGUCGCUCGCCGACGUCCAGAGCCGCUACGCCAUGCGGCUGAAUAGCUUCCAGAUGCAGGUGAUGUCUCUGGAGGAGCAGCUGACCCAGCUGAGGGGUGACCUGGAGCGGCAGGGCCAGGAGUACCAGAUGCUGCUGGACAUCAAGACCCGGCUGGAGAUGGAGAUCGCAGAGUACCGACGGCUGCUGGACGGAGAGGCGUCCAGAUCCUCGUCUGGGCUUUCUUCCUCCUCUUCUUCUUCAACCACAGUUACCAAAACUGUGAUCACCAAGGUGAUCGAGGAGACAAGUUAGGCGUCCACCGGCUGUCUGACUGGGGCGGAGUCAAACCUCAACCUGUCGCCUUCCUGCUGAAACAGGAACUGCUUCUUCCUGAUGAGGAGCACGCAGCUCAUCUUCCUCCUUCUAUACCUGUUGGGUCUGUGAGGGAAACCUUAACCAGAACUGUCUUCUAAGAAAUAAAAUAAACUCU